Messenger RNA from Colletotrichum gloeosporioides, 942 nucleotides. RefSeq lists its product as uncharacterized. Gene Ontology annotation, molecular function: phosphatase activity. The transcript has 2 exons. The coding region runs from base 1 to 942 and encodes 313 amino acids. The record is from RefSeq and is a predicted model, not a curated record. Lineage: Eukaryota; Fungi; Ascomycota; Sordariomycetes; Glomerellales; Glomerellaceae.
AUGGCUCCCCGCACCGACUUCCCUCCCAUCCGGGCCUGCCUCUUCGACAUGGACGGCCUCCUCCUCGACACCGAGGACCUCUACACGGCCUGCAUCAACAUCAUCCUCGAGCAGCAGGGCCGCCCCCUCCUCCCCUGGUCCAUCAAGGCCAAGCUCCAGGGCCGCCCCGGCCCCGACGCCACCCGCCUCUUCCACGAGUGGGCUCAGCUCUCCAUCUCCGAGCAGGAGUACCACCAGCAGCUCUCCGCCCUCCAGCGCCAGAUCUUCCCCACCACCAAGCCCCUCCCCGGCGUCCCGGCCCUGCUCGCCAACCUCGGCCGCACCCGCUACUGGGACCUCAAGCCCGCCUCCGCCUCCAACGGCGCCGACAAGGAGAACCCCCACCGCGUCCACAUCGCCCUCGCCACCUCCUCCCACCUCGCCAACUUCAAGCUCAAGUCCGACCACCUCACCGAGCUCUUCUCCAUCUUCCCCUCCCACCGCCGCGUCCUCGGCGACGACAAGCGCAUCGCCCCCGGCCGCGGCAAGCCCAACCCGGACAUCUUCCUCCUCGCCCUCAAGACCAUCAACGACUCCCUCCCCGCCGGCGAGACGCCCAUCACCCCCGAGGAGUGCCUCGUCUUCGAGGACUCCGUCCCCGGCGUCGAGGCCGGCCGCCGCGCCGGCAUGCGCGUCGUCUGGUGCCCCCACAAGAUGCUCCUCAACGAGUACAAGGGCCGCGAGAAGGACGUCCUCGCCGGCCGCACCGGCGAGGCCGGCCAGGUCGACAUGCACCAGGUCGGCGAGGUCGACGACGGCUGGGCCGAGUACAUGGACACCCUCGAGAACUUCCCCUACGACAAGUUCGGCAUCACCAUCCCCCCCGUCGAGGUCGACGACGAGCCCUUCAUGAAGGAGAACGUCGGCGAGGUCCUCGUCGAGAAGGCCAACGGCUCUGCUUAG